GCCUGUUGGAUUGCGAAUGUUUUUAUUUUCUUUCUCGUCAUUUCCCGUUCAUUUCUUUAGCGGCAGUCGCUUGCGAAGUUUAGUUUUUGUAUAUUCAACGAUCAACAGAAGUGUAUCGAAGAUGUCCAUCGAUAUUAAUGCAAUCGGCGCCCAAAAAGUGAAGAGCGUCGCCAAUGGAGAGGUGAAAGAGCUGAAGAGUUUCUGGGAGGACCAAAACGUGGCCGUCAUCUUCUUCCGUCGCUGGGGAUGCAUGUUCUGCAGGCUGUGGGCUAAAGAGCUUGGAGAGAUAGCCCCCAUUCUGUCCAAGCAUAACAUCAAGCUGGUCGGCAUCGGUGUCGAGGAGGCCGGCUCCAAGGAAUUCGUUGACGGGAAAUUCUUCGAUGGAGACCUGUACUACGUAGAGAACAUCGCGACGUACCAGCAACUCGGCUUCAAGCGGUUCAACCUCGUCACGAUCCUCACGUCCCUGCUGUGGAAGCAGUCACGCGAGGCCAUUGCUAAAGGCCGCAGCAUGGGCCUCGGGGGUGAUUUGAAGGGUGAUUGGGUGCAGACAGGUGGGGCACUGAUGAUGGAAAAGGGGGGAAAGGUGCUCCAUCACUUCGCACAGCAAGGGCCGGGGGAGCAUAUGUCCAAUUUGGACAUUUUGAAGACGUUUGGUCUUGAGAACGAGUACAACCCUGAGACGAUGGCUAACAAGAAACCUGAGGAAAGGGGAGAGUGCAAUACAGAGGCUGCGCCCUAAGGAAUGGCUGAGGACACUGGAGCGCCACUCUCUGGCCCCUAUACACACGAUAUGGACAGAGCGGCGUUGCAAGCAUAGCAAGGUGUAGCAGUAUAGUCGACGUGGUGAGGUUCGUUGCUGGUUUCACACGGUAUUUUAGACUUUUGGCUUUGGAAUUUUAAUUAUUUUUUGCUAGAGGUGCCCGCGGUUUUGCCCGCGUGAAAUUAUUGUCACAGAUCGUUAUAAAUUAUAGCCUAUUAUGUUAUUCUGAGUUAUAUUCAAUAUACUGUAAAGUUUGAUCAAAAUCCGUUCCGUAGUUUUCGCGUGAAAGAAUAACAAACAUGCAACCAGAGUCUGGAUUGCAGACAUCCACACAAACUUUAUUAGUACGGCACUUAAACUCACAGGAUUUUGUCUUCCAAAUUAUUACAUUAUCAGUAUGUGGGACACUUAAAAACGUCGCAAAUGUAGCUUGUCCUACUAACUUCGGGACAACAUAUCGAAUGGUGCUGAAAAUGGUGGAAGAAAAUCAGUUAAAAACAUUUUUUUGGUCUAAAAAUCUAAGAAAAGUUAUUUAGUUUUCAAGACCAAAAUGAGGAAUUAUUCUAGAGGAAAUGGUAAUAGUGGGAACUAUGUUCCCAUUACCAUGUAAAGGGUUAACGGUCUUCCGACUACUGUUUGAAACCAGCAACGGAAUUGAAUCGUACUGUUUUUUUUUUAUAUCGUAAGUUUUGUAUUAAUAUUUUGAUGUUUUUAUACAAUUUAUUGAAAUUCUAGCGUUAAUUUAUGGGUGUGGUGAUAUUGGUAGUGUAAGGCUGUGGCUUGAUUGCAAGAGUUCUGUUUAAAUAGGUUACGAUACGAUUAAAACUAACGUCUGAUGUCUCUAUCGACACCAUCAAUAUAAAACAAUAUAAUCUUCUCGUAGUACAUAACCCUGCAGUCAUUAUAGUCUCGAAUAAAUAGACAUAUCAACGCUUGUAGUCAGGCCGCGGCUUUUAUGGACUGAUUAAACUUGGGUAAUAAAAAACUGUGUUAUAUCACCGUUUUUACUAAAUACUUUUUGUCUCUCACUAGUACAGUUAAAACGGAUUAUGUAGAAAAGAGACAGCAUUCGUUCCUGAAUCACUGCUAUAACACAGUUUUCUUUUUUUUAUUAAUAAGUAUUUUUCUUUAAAACCUUGGCCUUAUUUGACACUUGGCCCUAUUUUCCUUUUUAGGUAAGUGUAAAAUUUAAAUUGCCAAGUAUUUUUUCAAAUGGUUGAACCAUUAACGAAAUUAAAUUUAAAUUAAAUUUAAAUUGUUCUUAAUGUUAUUGGGUUUAAAAAUUGUUAUUCCAGUUGCUUUAUUCUUAUAUUGGGGUUAAAAAAUUGUUAUUCGGUAGAAUUAAAAAACGUUAUUUAUAAUAUACAGUUUAUUCUUAAAUGUCUAUAUCGUAUGCUUGUGAUAUGUAAAUUCAAGUUAAUGUGAAACAUAAAUAUAUUUAAUGUUUACAAUUUACUUACUUACUUCGAACAUAUACUUAGUUUAAAACAUUCCAAAAGCGAUUGAUUUAUUUUAUACUUAUUUGUUUUUAUUAUUUUGUAACUGGCAACCACACGAGAGAACAUUUUGUAUACUGGCAACACUGGAUCAUCUUCUGGUCUUAAAUUUCACAGUUACAUCGUUUUCUUUUUUUAAACAAGUAUAAUAUUAAAUCAAUUGAUUCCAUGACAAUAUAUCCUACGUAAUUAAAAUUAUAAUGUAAAUGAUUACAUAACAUUAUGAGCACAACAAGUAAUAAAGGCUUGAUAUUUACAAAA
Molecule: messenger RNA, 2520 nt
Organism: Ostrinia nubilalis (European corn borer)
Lineage: Eukaryota; Metazoa; Arthropoda; Insecta; Lepidoptera; Crambidae
Product: prostamide/prostaglandin F synthase-like
Exons: 7
Coding region: 17-742 (241 amino acids)
Source: RefSeq, a predicted model, not a curated record